Messenger RNA from Daphnia pulex (common water flea), 708 nucleotides. Its product is annotated as tubulin polyglutamylase complex subunit 2-like. NCBI's taxonomy places the organism in Eukaryota, Metazoa, Arthropoda, Branchiopoda, Diplostraca, Daphniidae. The record is from RefSeq and is a predicted model, not a curated record. The coding region runs from base 1 to 708 and encodes 235 amino acids. Gene Ontology annotation, biological process: protein polyglutamylation. The transcript has 5 exons.
AUGGCUUUCCCUGCUGGAAAUUUCAAUGAUCAGCUGCGAAAUGAAUUUUACCGUUAUUUAACCUUGGAUUUGAGCACCUAUUUACAAUCCAUACAAGGGAUUGUCGAUUUGAAGAUGGAUGAGAAAUAUGGCUGCGAAACUCUUGCGCUGUUGCACUGGGAACAGUUACAUGCCACUUCGUUGCCUGAAGAGGUCAAAAGCUUCUAUUUAGCUACAAACGGAUUUGAAUUCACAUGGAAGUUUCGCUUAGCUGAUCAUAAUUAUCCAGUGGGAAAAAUGCACAUCAACGUCCUGACCGAAUUAUGUCCGGUCAACGAGCCUUUCAAGACUCCCGACAAAUACGAUGGCUCCACACGAUUGUUUGUAAUUGACACCAAUUUCUCGCAAGGAAGUGUCGUACUUUUGGUAACCAAAGGCACCGCAAACAGCUCCGUUCAUUACCUAAGUAGUCAAGGGCAAUUGCAUCAAAUAGCUGAUAGUCUAACUGCUUAUCUUCGCCUCAUGUUACUAUACAUGGGACUGCCUGACUGGCCCCUUGUCCACCUCAAAAUGGAACUUUCUUACUGGAACAAGCAACUGUACGCCUAUUUCGCGCCUUAUCUAUCUCAAUCCAACUUUUUGAAAUUAGAGGAUGUAGACAAUCGAACGGCUCACCCAGUCAACGUCCUUGAUAAGAGCAUCUUCAAGGCAAAUAAAACGCCAAGGUGA